This is a messenger RNA of Anoplophora glabripennis (Asian longhorned beetle), 562 nucleotides long. RefSeq lists its product as uncharacterized. NCBI's taxonomy places the organism in Eukaryota, Metazoa, Arthropoda, Insecta, Coleoptera, Cerambycidae. Bases 44 to 562 code for a protein of 172 amino acids. The transcript is spliced from 3 exons. The record is from RefSeq and is a predicted model, not a curated record.
GACCCAGCUGAGUAACUUCCAGCACUUGAAUAGUGGUUGAAACAUGAGUGAUCCCAGUACCACAGAAUUUGCCCACGUAUCUAGUGGUUUACAUUACGAUUACUACUGGAGGGAUUACACAGGUGAUAUACCAAGAGAUGCCGUCCCGGGUGGGCGCGAUGUAAACCAUAGACCAACGUACAUUGGCCAUGUCUAUGUUCAUAAAUACGGAAUAUGUACUGUUACGAUAUAUCCCGGCAUUACAACAGUUGUUCCUAGUGUAACGGGAUACUACAUUUUUGAUCAUAUAAAAAUAUUAUGUAGUCCGUUCAAAGAAAAAUUCAGAUGGGUUGCUACAGAUGCAGAAAAACUUCACGUACAAUUGAUUGGUAAACACCUUGUCCGAGGUGGAGUCGAUUACAAUGGAAAGACGACUAAUAUUGGCAGAAUUCUACAUAAAGGUGAGAUAAUUGUAGCCAAAGUGUGUGGGAGCGUAAUAGGGAAUGCGAAAUUAUACUAUUGUGAUAACAACAGUGAAAAAAGUGUUAACUCCUAUGAAGUUUUAAUAUACGACUUGAAUUAA